Molecule: messenger RNA, 4965 nt
Organism: Nezara viridula (southern green stink bug)
Lineage: Eukaryota; Metazoa; Arthropoda; Insecta; Hemiptera; Pentatomidae
Source: the annotation of a GenBank genome assembly
GUCCAUCAAUUUGAAAAAAGAUAAUCUACUGUUAUCUGGUCUAAAGGUUAUAAACCAAUUAAAUGUCAAAUUUGACAUUCAAGUCCUAUUUUUCGUGAACUUUUUAUUGCUUAUAGGUUUUAUUCAUUUGAAUUUUAAAGUUUCUCUGUUGCACAAAACCAAAUUUAUGGAGCCAAUAAAAUUUAAUGGAUGUUUUAAAUUGGUUGAUAUUGAUUGGCAGUUUGGAGGUUUUUAAAUAAAUUAAUAUUGUCAAAGAACAUCUCUUUAAGAAGUUAGUUUUAAUAAUAUAUAUUGUUUUCAGUUAUUGCUGCCUCAAGUGAAGAGAAUCUUGUAGGGAAAACUUAUGUUUGUUUGAAAUUCACCUUGGAUAAGGAAAAUAUUAAGGAGAGGGUACAUCUUGAACUUUCUGUGCCCCAGUUUUACAAUAUGUUGCAUGAAUUAGAAAAGGCUAGGAUAAACUUGGAGUGUUAAAUAAUUUGGUCUGUAAUUUGUGCCUUAUUGUGUUACCUAUGUAUUUUAACGAUUUGUUAUUUUGUUCUUUUAUUCUAUAAAUUUGUUAAGAUCUAUCUAAUAAGAGGCUUGUUACAGCCGUUGUCAUGGCGAUGUUCAUUAAAUAAAUAGUGUUAUGCUGGAGAGGCUUGUUUCUUGAUUUUUAAGAUAUUCAUUUAAUACAAGAUUAGUUAAACUUAUUUGAUAUGAUGGCUGCAAAAGAGCAAGUAAAAUAUGCAACUUUAAACAUUACAAAAGCACCAAGGCCACAGGAUAAGAUUUAUUGUUACAAAGAUAGCGAAUUUUUAUCCCAUAACUGUGCUUGUCAAACUGUAUACCGUGAAUCUGAAGCACAAACUGUGCCAUGGACUCCUCCAUACAGAGUUUUACAAUGCAAAACUCCAGAAGUUCUUACACUUGCCUGUCUUUCUUUUGAUAAUGGAUUUUUAGUUACUAAACAUGAUGUUGAAAUUCUUCAUAGACUUCGAAAAAAAAGACAAUGGGAAAAAUACAUGACUCGUAAUUAUUCUUCUGAAAAUGAAGAAUAUCGAUUCAAAAUUAUCAAUGAAAUAGAAAAACAUGAGUGGGAUGCUAGAGAAAAGGAAAUUGAAGAAAUAAAUAAGUUACGAAUGCAGUUAGCACAAGAACAAAUGUUGGAACAGAGAAUGAUCGUUCAGGAGCGCAUGAACGAACGUAUUAAAAGAGUAAGAGAACGAUGUGCUAACGAAAAGAGAAUCAAGCUACCAAAAAUUAAUGCAAAAUGUGAGAGAGCUCUUCGGAAAACUUAUUUAAGGCCAUCAGGACAAAACAGAUUGAAAAAGCUUAAUAUAAUUGAGAAAUUUCAUUAUUUGUCUUCUGACUUAAAUGCACCAUUGGCUAUGUUUGGAAAGAAUCCUGCCUAUGCUCAUGAAAAACUAUGUAUUGAUCCACGCCCUAAAAUAAUUGGAGAUGUGUAUAAUGCCCUCUGGAAAGGAAUAUCAACGCCAUUACCUCAAAUAAAAGAAAGAUAUCUGAAAAAGCAUUGCUGCAAAAGAAUUCAGUUUUAUUGUAUGCCUGAAGAAAUACCUGUCGGCCAAAUAAACCAUUUUCAAAGAUUGCAUAAGAACAUUGAAAAAGUGAUGACUGGUCCUCUUGCUUGUUCAUUGGGUGAAAUGGAUGAAGAAGAAGAAGAAACUUUAAAAAAUGUUGUCCUACUUCAAAGUAUCAUAAAGGGACGAGCUAUUCAGAGUAUGGUGCUGCGUCACAUGAAAUCUCAUAGAGAUUUAGUUCGAGAAUUAAAAUCUACUGUUGGAUUAAAUCCUAGAGAUAAACAACAAAAAUUGGAUAGGAGAAAAGAUAUUUUAAAGGGAAUACGCAAUUUCAAUAUUGCUAUGCAAAAGAAAGGUAAAAUUAUUGGAGUUAUUGAGAAGCUUGAGGGCCAUGCAAUAUGUGCAAUGCUUGACUAUACAUCUGCUGCUCUGGUUCGUUUAGAAGAUCAAAGAAGGGCUCAUUUGUUUGCCCUAGCUGCUGAAAAAGAAAGAUGGGCUCGGGAAUCAGCUGAAGCUGGUAGGAGGCAACAAGAAGAAAUAAGACAACGGCAACAUGAAGAAAUUUAUAAACAAAUUCUUAAAAUGCAUGAGAUCACUUCUGAUGUUUUAUUGGAACAAACUGUAGAAGAGCAAGUUAAAGAUACUUCAAAAGCUUUGGCAAUACAUUGGGCUGAAAAACAUGCUAAGGAAGUGGAUAAAAUUUUAGAUUUGUCUCAGCUUGAAGAAUUUGAAAAAAUGGAACAUAUCACUAAACUGACAAACCAGUUUUUACUUGAUCAAUUAGAAAAAAAUCAAAUUCGAGAUGAGUUAAAAGCUAAAACAGCUAUGCUACGAAAGUAUGCAGAAACUGUAAUUUAUGACAAUGAAAAUGAAUUAGUUGAAGUGGAAAGUUCAUCUGAUUAUACUACAAAUAGUAUUAUGAGAAAACUGUGCCCAGUUGAAAAAGAAGGAAAAGAAUGGGAAGACUUUUAUGAUGAAGUAUUAGAUACAACACGUGAAGUUAGGCAGAUACUAACGGAUAAUAUAGAAAAUAUUCCUCUUUAUGAAAAUCCUUCACUCGUUAAAACAUUAUUUGGCACUGAAGAGGAACAAAAAAAGGUAGAUUUAGCUAAAAUUGAUACUGAAAAUAAAGAAAAAGAAUCAUUAGAAAGGGAAUCUGAAGAAUCAAUGAAACCUGAAGAAGAAAAAGAAGAGUUGAAAGAAAGUGAUUCUGAUCAAGAAUCAAGAGGAAAAAAAUAUUUUGACGAUUCACAAUCUAGUUUUAGUUCAUCCAAGAAAAUUGAUUCACAGCUGAAUGAAGAAUCUAGGAAGCGAGCCAAUUUUUAUAAGAGAAUUGACCAAGAGGAUGUUGAAUUCAUUAAUAAAUUUAUAAAGUGUCCAGUUUCAUCGGAAGAAAUUGUAUCAUCUGAUGAAACAUAUGAGUCAUCAGAAAAGAAAAUUACUUCAAAAGAUUUGGAAUUGGCUAAAAAAAGAAGGAAAAUUUAUGAAGAAGGAGAGAAAAAAAGGUUUCUGGUAACAAUGGCCCAAAAGCUCUUGGAACAAAUUAUGACUAGAGCCAAUAUUAUCGCGAAAAAAAUUAAAGAAAUUACUAAGGAUACAGCAGAAAUGUCAAUAAAUGAAGCAUGUGCUGCAACUUUGAUGCAAGCAUAUAGAAUAGUUUCAAAAGCACUACUGAAUUUUAGAGAUGAAAUAUCAGAAGAUGGCUUAAAAAAGAAAUUAGUACCAUGGUUAGAUACAAUUCUUAGUGAAGCUGAAAAAAGUGUAUUCGAUCUGUUUGAAACACUACACAAAGGAAAGGAAUCAGUUACAGCUGAAUUUAAAGAAGAUAAAAAAGUUGAGAUAGAUCAGCAUAAGGAAGAUAUAAUAGACGGUACUGGUCCUAGUAUGGAAAGGCUUCCAUUGAUCCCAGAAGCCGUUUCUGCAGAUUACAUCUUCAAAGGUGAUCCUCGUUUAUGUGCUGAUAUUAAGUAUAUUGAAGAUAGUGUUCCAAAAAGCUCACUAGUGCGAAGAAAAGAUGCAAAAACGAAAAUUGCAGAUGAAGAUCUGGAACGCUUAGUGUAUGCAGGGAUUCUCAUUGAAAAUAAAUUAUCUAAUGUCCCAGAAGAACAACAUUAUGAGAAACCCAGAGCAGUAAUUAAGAGUAGAAGAUGUGAUACUUUUGACAAAGAAUCAGAAUAAUUUUUGACAUUAUACUGUGCUAUCCAUGAGCUUAUAUUUUCUAGAAAAAUAAAAAAAAUCUUUUUUUGCAUUUCGCUGUUUUUUUUUUUGUUUUUUUUUAAUGCCUAUUUCUAUUUCUUUUUUUUAUAGAGUAUUACACUAAUGUAAUAUUUGGAUUUAAAAAUAUUAUUUGUUGAUUCCAAUUACAUUAAGGCAUAAAGAUUUGACUGCAAUAACUGUAUAUAUUGUCAUAUUAUUGAAGAUUCUAGCCCAGUUUACUCAUUUUCUACAGAUUUCAUAAAAGCAUCAAUAAAAUAGGUUAUAGCUGGCUUUGGAAGAUAUAAGAGUAUCCAAAGCGAUAAUGAAAUAAAAAAAUCUUUACUAUUCUGGGACAUAAGAAGCUUUAGAAAAAGUUAUGAAUACAUUUUAAGGUUACCGGAACAGAAUGGCUUUACUAUCUUUAACUUUAUUCAUUUUUAUUUAUAAAUACAUUAAUGUAUUGUAGAAAAAAUAAAAAAGCACCAUAGAAAGUUACAAAAACAAUACAAAGAUUUGAGUGCAAUAACUGCCUACCUAUAUUAUCAUAUCAUUAAUUGAUUAUUAAAGGUUCUAGCACAGAUAGUUUAUGUAGACUUCUUAUCACGGGAAAGGUACCUUUCGUCAAAAUGGCUUAGUUUUUGCUUCAUCCAAUUAGUUUCUCAGUAUUCCUUUCUUCUGGCAGUCUCCCCUCAGCAGUGCUAGUCCCAACUAUUUCACUAAUGAUCCUAGACGGUGGAAAGGUCCCACAACAGGCAAUUUUUAUUAUUUAGUAGAGAUAAUAUUGACUAAAUCAGGAAGUGAUACACUUCGGCGUUAAUUUUUCUUGGUUGUAACAACGAACUCUACGGUUGAAAGUAAUUCUUUUAUUUGUUUUACAGACAAACGGAGCUUUUUGCUUAUGUACUGUUUCAGACUUAGUUCCUAGAUAUAAGAAAAGCUACCAGUAUCUUGUGAGAUAAAAUAAAUUAUGGUUUCUGCUAUUUUACCUGUUAAAUGUGUUGCAGAUAAAUAAGUUUCAAACUUUAUUUAUGGACAACAGUGAGAGUAAUUCAGACGACAACUACCAGUCUGAAUUUGACUUAGAUAAUGAUGCAGACUUUGUUCUAGAUGAAAACGACAUAGUUGAACAAACAAUUUUAGAUAAUAUAAUAGAGACAGAGAAAGGCACUAAAAACAUAUAAGGCCGUCGAAAAAAUAAUACUCUUAAAAAAUAUUAUAAUUUUAUAAUUAUGUUGUUACGGUUAUAGUUGCU